Messenger RNA from Zea mays, 1685 nucleotides. Its product is annotated as DBP transcription factor. The coding region runs from base 438 to 1304 and encodes 288 amino acids. Gene Ontology annotation, biological process: protein dephosphorylation. The record is from RefSeq and is a predicted model, not a curated record. NCBI's taxonomy places the organism in Eukaryota, Viridiplantae, Streptophyta, Magnoliopsida, Poales, Poaceae. The transcript has 3 exons. Gene Ontology annotation, molecular function: cation binding; protein serine/threonine phosphatase activity.
AUCAGAGUUUACUGCUCACCGCACCUCCGUUCCUCUCUCCUGAGUCUCCUCUCCUCGUCAAGUCAACAGUCGCCACUGUCCACUGUCCCCACCCGACUGCCUCCAUAAAAAAAAACCGAGGUCCAACAAACAACCACUGCAAUCUCCAUGCCCUUCCUUCCUUCCUUCCCCACACACCAUCUCUCUUUCACAUGAGGAUUUCUUUCCCUUCUUUCUUUCCCACAAAUAUUCCCAAAGAAUCUUCUGUGUUGCUUCUCUCCUCGGAUUCCUCUUCCCCUCCUCGCCUCCCACUCCAAUUAUUCCUCUCCUUACUGACUUGCUUCGCUUCUCUGUUAUCUCUGUCCUCUCCUCGUGUUUGUUCUUCCUACCAGCGGAGCGCGAGCUACGCGCUGUGCCUCGUGCCUAGACGAACGGCAUAGGCACCGGACGGUGGCGUCAUGUGCGUGGAGGAGCCGAAGGACGCCGAACGGUUUGGUUUUGGAGACCCAGGGGUCGAGGAGCCCGCUAAGUUUCCCUUGGCUCAGGUCUUUGAUGGUCACGGUGGAAAAGAUGCUGCCCAUUUCGUUUGUGAUAAUUUACCAAGGAUGAUUGUGGAAGAUUCAGAUUUCCCUCUUCAGCUUGAAAAAGUUGUGAGAAGGUCCUUUAUGCAGAUUGAUUGCCAGUUUGCUGAGACAUGCUCUCUCCAUAGAGCAUCGUCCUCCGGUACAACUGCACUUACAGCAAUGGUUUUUGGAAGGUCUCUUCUGGUCGCUAAUGCCGGUGACUGUAGGGCGGUUCUUUCCCGGUGUGGCACCGCAGUCGAAAUGUCCAUGGACCACAGGCCUUGCAGUCUCAGCGAAAAACUGCGCGUAGAAUCGCUUGGUGGCUACGUGGACGAUGGCUAUCUGAACGGUCUGCUAGGAGUCACCAGAGCACUUGGUGACUGGCAUCUCGAGGGCAUGAAAGGAGCUGGUGAGACAGGUGGUCCCCUGAGUGCUGACCCAGAGCUCAAGAUGACCACGCUGACGAAGGAUGACGAGUUCUUGAUAAUUGGCAGCGACGGGAUCUGGGACGUCUUCUCGAACCAGAACUCGGUGGACUUCGCCCGGAAGCGCCUCCAGGAGCACAACGAUGUGAAGUUGUGCUGCAGGGAAAUCGUCGAGGAGGCGAUCAGGCGGGGGGCUACUGAUAACUUGACUGCAGUGCUGGUCUCGUUCCACCUGGAGGCCCCGCCUCGGAUCAGAGUGGACCGUCCUGGUAGGGUGGAGAGGAGCAUAUCUGCUGAAGGGCUCAAUAGCCUCAGGAUACUCCUGGGAAGGCAGUAGCUGCGUUCUUGUCGCGAUUUUAGGUGCUGUGCCGCAUUGCCGAGCUGUAAUUGUUUGUAGUCAUCUCGGCUCCUCAUUGUCGUUAGCUGUUACCCGUUGCUGCGACUGCGACACGUGUUACGAUUCUUGUUGGUGAUUGAACCAACAAACCUGAUAUUAUUCUUGUUGGUGAUUGAACCAACAAACCUGAUACUAUUCUUGUUGGUGACUGAACCAACAGAUUUGAGCUCUGUCCUGUGAGAGAUUUUAAGCAGAUGAAAGUAUAUCUGGCAAAGAAGCUGUGAGUUCCCAGCUCACUGUGUAAUGUUUGCCUUCCGUUAUGUAACAAAACAAAACAAUUCAUUGACUGAAAUGUGUCAGGACUGGGUCAAAUUUCCUGUU